Molecule: messenger RNA, 1507 nt
Organism: Chara braunii
Lineage: Eukaryota; Viridiplantae; Streptophyta; Charophyceae; Charales; Characeae
Source: the annotation of a GenBank genome assembly
GGCUGGCGUUCGUGGCGUUCGCAUAAGUGACGAUUGUCCCCUGCGGUUGUCGUCGAUGAGCACGGUCGUCUACGCGUUGGCGGCAAGGGAGACGACAUCGAUACGUGAGCAUUGGGAAAGGCAGACAACCAUCGUCAGUGCGUGGCUCCCAAGAUAUUGCACAGCCACCGGCGCUGUGAUCUUCCACGUGGCGGUGUUUGUGGAGUGCAGUGGUUUGAUUGACGUGAUGUCAUCGGAAGCGGCGUCUGGGAUGGAUGUUGACGGGGGGGCAGGGCGCGGCGGUUUGACGACGGCGGAGAGGACGGCUAUUGCUGUGGUGGUUAAUGCCGUCCUCUUCCGCUGCCAGAUGGCGAGCAAUGACGCGAACUUCAAAGCGGCUCUUCGUGCACGGUGCAAGCUGUUGGCACUUCCGACGACUGGGCAGUGCUUGGAUGUGGCUGCCAUUUCCGACGCGGUGCUGGAGGUCUGCUACGCGAUGGGGUGCGAGGGGUUUCCACGGGCGACUCCACGGUGGGUGCCUUUGCAGCCAGACCCUAUCAUUGCCUAUGCACUGUACAGGUGGGCCAUGGGGGAGACGUACGACAGCCGGACGUGUAGCUUCGACAUCGAGAGGGCUUCCGGCAUCACGGCGGUGCGUGACGUCACGGCGGCGUUGCUGACUGCUUACCCCGACAAGAUAUCAUGGCCCACAGGUUUGCAGAAGGCGGUCGUGUUGCGCGCCUUCGCGGACAAGGGGUUUCCAAACUGCCAUAGGUGCAUCGACUGCACACAUAUCUACAUCGACAAAUCCGCGAACGCCAACGGUGAGGACUACUGCGACAGGAGACGUUUAUUCUCCGUGCAGGCGCAAGUGGUGGUCGACAUGAACUUGCGUGUGCUGGACGUCUUCGUCGGUUAUCCGGGGAGUGUGCAUGACAUGAGGAUGCUGAACCUGUCGAGUUUGUGGGUGCGCACGGAGUCAGGACAACUUUUCACUGGGCCGCAUGUGAUGCUGCCUUUCGGUGUGCGGACUAAUGGCUACUUGCUCGGCGACAACGGUUAUCCGCAGUCGGAAUGGAUAGUCGUCCCUUACAGCGGUCUCGCGCAAGACCCGACGGGGGCACGCUUCGACAACAAACGGAAGACGGCCAGGGGAGCAAUGGAGAGGGCGUUUGGCAGACUGAAGGGGAUGUGGAGGUUGUUCCUCCGCACCCACAAGUGCAACAUGGACAGCUUGCCGCAACAAUUCGUCGCCGUCUGCAUCCUCCACAACAUACUCAUCGACGCCGGCGUCCCGUUUGAUGACAAUCUGCUGUGGGAGGUGGGUCCAGACGGCGUGCGUCGUAGAGUGGAUCUGGGGAUGCAUCAGCCAUUGAGGCCAGUGUGCAUGGAGUCUUCGACGGGGGACGCGUUGAUAUUGAGGGACGCGUUGGCGGAGCGGAUGAUUGCGCAAUGAGGUUGGUCGUGUUCGCAGUUGGAGACCCCGCCAUGACUGGAACGAGUCUGAGGGACGAAGCUAUGAGAAGCG